Messenger RNA from Quercus robur (English oak), 2262 nucleotides. RefSeq names its product serine/threonine protein phosphatase 2A 57 kDa regulatory subunit B' beta isoform-like. Gene Ontology annotation, cellular component: protein phosphatase type 2A complex. Bases 478 to 1995 code for a protein of 505 amino acids. Lineage: Eukaryota; Viridiplantae; Streptophyta; Magnoliopsida; Fagales; Fagaceae. The record is from RefSeq and is a predicted model, not a curated record. Gene Ontology annotation, molecular function: protein phosphatase regulator activity. The transcript is spliced from 2 exons. Gene Ontology annotation, biological process: signal transduction.
CUGUUUUAAGCUCUCUCUCUCUCUCUCUCUUUGCUUAUAUAUCCCCCCAACUUUCCUCUUACUCCAUUUUCUCUCUCUCUCUCCCUCCCUCGCCGGGACCCACCUCGUCCGAUCAACUCGCCGGCAUUCCGGCGAUCCGACUCGGAUGAUUCGCCACUUCGAUCCUCCCAACGUUAAACUCUGAUUCCAACCAAAUCCUAAACCAUAACAAAAUCAAAAAAAAAAAAAAACCCCACGGCACAAACAAAAACAAAAACAAAAACAAUUCCUGUUCUCAGACACUCAGAUCCACAGCUCACAGCAAAUUUGAUUUUGAGAAAUGAUUCCCUGCAUCCCGAUCCAUUUUCAUUCCCUGCAAUCACCACCCUUCAAUUUGAUCCACCACUGAUUUUUUUUUUUUUUUUUUUAAUUUUUAGUUUUAGUUUUAGUUUUAGGGUUAGGGUUUCGUGUUCGUGUUUUUUCAAAGCUGAGAAAACAAUGUUGAAGAAAAUCAUAAAAGGAAGUCACCGAAAGCCAUCCAAAUCCGACUCCAACGACCCGGGUUCCAUAUUCGGUUAUGGCCAACCGGCGACCCGAAAUUCCGGGUCGGUCUCAACCGCCAAUGUGGUCGUUAACCAUGCUUCUCGUGCGGGCCCACCGCCACCGCCGUCUCCGAACUCAUCUGGGCCCGGCCCAAUUUCGUCGAUGGGCUUUGGCCCGCCUCCGUCCGGACCCGUGGAUCCUCUCCCGUUGUUCCGAGACGUGCCCGUAUCGGAGCGACAGAGCUUGUUCAUCCGAAAACUUCAAAUCUGUUGCUUCCAAUUCGAUUUCUCCGACACGCUCAAAUCAGCGAGAGAGAAAGAGAUCAAGAGGCAAUCGCUCAUGGAGCUCGUCGAUUUCAUACAGUCCGGUUCUGGAAAAAUCACCGAAACUUGCCAAGAGGAAAUGAUUCGGAUGGUAUCGGUCAACGUUUUUCGGUGCUUGCCGCCGGCUUCGCACGAAAACACCGGUCAAGAAUCCGCCGAUCCCGAAGAAGAAGAGCCGUAUCUCGAACCCUCUUGGCCACACUUGCAGCUCGUGUACGAGCUCUUGUUAAGAUACGUCGUUUCGUCCGAUACCGAUACGAAAGUCGCGAAGCGGUAUAUCGACCAUUCCUUCGUGUUAAAGCUUCUGGACUUGUUCGACUCCGAAGACCCACGUGAGAGGGAGUAUUUGAAAACCAUUCUGCAUAGGAUUUAUGGGAAGUUCAUGGUUCAUCGACCCUUUAUCCGAAAAGCGAUAAACAACAUAUUUUAUCGGUUUAUAUAUGAGACCGAGAGGCAUAGCGGUAUCGGCGAGCUUUUGGAGAUUCUAGGGAGUAUAAUCAAUGGUUUUGCACUACCAAUGAAGGAGGAGCAUAAGUUGUUUUUGGUUCGGGCGCUUAUACCUCUGCACAAGCCGAAACCGAUUGCAAUGUACCAUCAGCAAUUGUCUUAUUGUAUUACUCAGUUUGUGGAGAAAGAUUAUAAGCUCGCCGACACGGUUAUAAGGGGUUUGUUGAAGUAUUGGCCUGUUACUAAUUGCCAGAAGGAAGUUCUCUUUCUUGGAGAACUUGAGGAAGUGCUGGAAGCCACGCAAUCCGCCGAGUUUCAGCGUUGUAUGGUUCCUCUUUUCAGACAGAUUGCACGGUGCCUCAAUAGCUCUCAUUUUCAGGUUGCAGAACGAGCCCUCUUUUUGUGGAAUAAUGAGCACAUUGUGAGCUUAAUAGCCCAGAAUCGGAGUGUCAUACUACCAAUUAUAUUUGAGGCAUUGGAGAAGAAUAUUCAGAGUCACUGGAAUCAGGCAGUACAUGGGCUGACUGUCAAUGUUCGGAAAAUGUUCUUGGAAAUGGAUGCUGAGUUGUUUGAUGAGUGCCAGAGGCAGCAUGCAGAGAGAGAGGCCCGGGCCAGAGAGAUGGACGAACAACGGGAAUUGACAUGGAAGAAACUGGCCGAUGUGGCUGCACAGAGAGGGGGAGAGGAUAUGAUUACAGUGUAACUGAUUACUCAGGAUUAGUUGGACCACAAUGGAAAAUGAUGCGGAGGGAUAGAAGACCAUGAAUCUGAUCCUCUCCAUUUUGGUGGGUAUUCUUUUUCAUAUUUUUUGUUCACAUUUUAUUUUUUGAUCUCAAUCCGAUCAUUGAAGAUAUCGGAAGAAGAAGAAGAAGAAGCAGCGAUAAAAAUGUAAUUUAAAUGUAUGGAAUUUGUUAGGUAUAUGCUGUUGUUAAGAAUGAUUUGUGAAAUAUAAUCUGUAUUCUUUUUUACC